Molecule: messenger RNA, 1124 nt
Organism: Eurytemora carolleeae
Lineage: Eukaryota; Metazoa; Arthropoda; Copepoda; Calanoida; Temoridae
Gene: ATPsyngamma
Product: ATP synthase subunit gamma, mitochondrial
Exons: 11
Coding region: 94-978 (294 amino acids)
Biological process (GO): proton motive force-driven ATP synthesis
Molecular function (GO): proton-transporting ATP synthase activity, rotational mechanism
Source: RefSeq, a predicted model, not a curated record
GCUGAUCCAAUUCGGCCAUUUCUCUGCUACACAGACCAUUUUUUUGGAUCCUUCAAGUUUCCAGCUUACGAGGAGGGGAUACAGUAUUUAAAAAUGUUCUCCCAGACGAAACAAUUGGUCCCCGUCCUGAACGCGCAAUGUCAGCAACAGCGCGGGAUGGCAAACUUGAAGAUCAUCGGUAUGCGUCUCAAGUCUGUCAGGAAUAUCCAGAAAAUCACCCAGUCCAUGAAGAUGGUGUCAGCUGCCAAAUUCGCCCGUGCUGAGAGAGAUCUGAGGGCUGCCAGACCUCUGGGAAGUGCUGCCAAGUCCUUUUACGAUCACGCUGAGGUUUCUACUAAUAAGGAGGCCCCCAAGGAACUAUAUGUUGCUAUGACCAGUGACAGAGGUCUCGCCGGAGCCGUUCAUUCCAGCAUCAACAAAGCUAUCAGGAAUGAAUUGAAUGAGAAGGCUAGCCUGGAGAACGUGAAGGUUAUCUGUGUCGGAGAUAAGUCCAGAGGUUUCUUCCAGAAAUUCUUCCCGGAGAAUAUUUUGAUGGUCGGAUCCGAGAUCGGCAGACUCCCACCUCAGUUCGGAGAUGCUAGCAAGGUCGCUAACGCUGUUCUUAGCUCUGGAUUUGAGUUUGACAGUGGCAAGAUGUUCUAUAACAGAUACAACUCUGUUGUCUCCUACACCACCACUGAAAUCCCCAUUUUCUCCCAGGACUCCGUUGCAAACAGUGCAAAGAUUACUCUGUACGAUUCCAUUGAUUCUGAUGUUCUUCAAUCCUACAUUGAGUACAGCCUUGCUUCUCUUUUCUACUACGUAAUGAAGGAGGGAGCUUGCAGUGAACAGAGCUCUAGGAUGACUGCUAUGGACAACUCAACCAAGAACGCUGGUGAGAUGAUUGACAAACUGCAGACUACCUUCAACAGAACCAGACAGGCCGUCAUCACCGGAGAACUAAUUGAGAUCAUUUCCGGAGCUGCUGCUCUCGACUAAGCCUGUUUUUCAAGACCCAUCUUGGUUUCGGGCAUCAGAUGACAUCCUUUUUUGCCCGAAACAGCUGAAAUCUUCGGGCCACCAGAAAUAUAAUUUAAACGUCUAAUAGCUGAAAGUAAUGAAUGAAAAACAAUUAUUUAAAAUUG